UGCUAGAUAUCUUCUGUGGCUUUGUGUCCUGAUAAUCGCAGGUAGAAAUUGGCGUUAGUAUAAAAUGAAGAAAUGAUAAAAGGAGAAAGCGCUGGGACCAAGUGCAAGGACGCGUUUGGAAUCUCCAGAAGUUCCCUGUGCCGCGAACUGAAGAACAGACACGCCAUGUUGAGUGGCGGCUCGACCGAGGAGCUGAGCCGUGGAGAGAAGAUUGAAGCCAAGUUCAGCGACAAUAUGAACACUGGUAUCGGUCGACGAAGUGGACGCUGUUGGUGAUAAAACUGGUUUCAGCGGAGCACAUGUGCCAACUGCAGCAGCUGUAAAGAUACCAAGUAUUCGGACCUGAAAUUAU
This is a messenger RNA of Closterium sp. NIES-67, 352 nucleotides long. Lineage: Eukaryota; Viridiplantae; Streptophyta; Zygnematophyceae; Desmidiales; Closteriaceae. The record is from the annotation of a GenBank genome assembly.